UUUGUGUUCCUCUCGUGCUCAUUUCCACGCGAGCACAACCGAUAAGAAUAAAAAAACAACUGCCCAGUGAAAAAAGUAAGAGGAGGAAAUAAGAAUAGAGUAGUUAUCCCGGAUUUGUCAGUGGCCCGAGAUAGUGUGAGUACCCGCAUCAUUGAAUUCAUCAGUAUUUACUAAUGCGCCAAUUGAAAAAGUAGACAUACUGCAUGUCCCCAAGUAUGUAACGCCCCAGUGGCUCUUCAUUGUCACUCGCCACACCACAACAGACACUUGUCGAAUGCUGUGAAAAAAGUGCACUUCAUGGGCGUGAAAAUUGAGCAAUUGACACUUCCCUAAAACCCAAUGAUCAUAAGACAGUGAACCGAGUGAAAAUUUGUGCUCGUCGGACGUAAUGGGUGUGAUCAAGUGUAGCAACCGCACAUCUUGAAAGAUAACCACAAUCAUCGAAGUAGAUUAUAAUACUUAACAAUCCCUCCCCCCACCGCGAACGUAAAAACUUAAAAACGGAGGCGAAAAAGUGCGAGAAAUUCCGGCGAAAGAUGAGCCUCAGCAUAUCGAAAUUCUUCUCAAAGAAGAAAACCCCCACCGACCAGAGUAUCGGUGAGAUCGGUCUUCCAACGGACGUUUCGCACAAGUUUCACGUGAUAAAAAACGCGAAAACGGGGAAAUUGGAGGGCCUCCCGGACUCGUGGCUCCGUCAAUUGAAUUCCCAGAUAACGAAACAUGAGCAGGACACCCACCCGGCAGCGGCCCUGCACGCGAUAACGUUCUACAAUUAUUCGAUAUCAAUAAAGAAGAAACCGCAGCAGGAAAUAUUCAAGCCGUUCGUGACGGAGGAUUUCAUAGAGGAGGAGCGCCAGGAGAUCGACAAAAUCCUGGCCAAGAAGAAGUAUCAGUCUGGGGACUCUGAUGGCUCGACUUCGGCGAGUUCUACGGACAGCCAGCGACUGCCGGAGCUGCCGCCGAAGCAGAACAAGCCGCCGAAGCCGGCCCCCAGGAAGCACCAGCAGGCGCAGCAGGAGCGAGUGGAGAAGACUCUGACGGAGAUCCUGGAGGAUCUGAACUCUUACACUCUCGAUGCCGAGGCUCUGGCGAAGGACAACGUGGCGCGAACGCCGACUGAGAGCCCAGUCCUCAGGAGGAAGACGGACUCCUCGGAGGGGAAGAUGGGUGACGAGGAGGUCUACGAUAAGCUGAGGAGCAUCUGCCAGUGUGGCGACCCCAAUCGCAGGUUCGAACGCACCAAAGAGGUCGGGGCUGGGGCCUCCGGAGUCGUCUUCAUAGCGACUGAUCUCGUUAACAACGACAAGGUCGCCAUCAAGGACAUAGAUCUAUCGAAGCAACCAAAGAAGGAACUCAUACUCACGGAGAUCAAAGUACUGAAGGAAUUCCAACACCCGAAUUUGGUGAAUUUUCUGGAUGCGUAUCUGGUUGGGGAGCACCUCUGGGUGGUUAUGGAGCUGCUGCAGGGGGGACCGCUGACUGACGUCGUCACUGAGACCAUCAUGAAGGAGGUGCAGAUAGCAGCAGUUUGCCGGGAAGUUCUCAAGGCCAUAAGCUUCUUACACUCCAAGGGAAUCAUCCACAGGGACAUCAAGUCGGAUAACGUUUUGUUGGGCAUGAAUGGGGCUGUUAAAGUUACGGAUUUUGGGUUUUGUGCCAAUAUCGAUGGCGACGAGAAGAGACAGACUAUGGUGGGGACUCCCUACUGGAUGGCGCCUGAGGUUGUCACCAGGAAGCAGUAUGGCAAGAAGGUCGAUAUCUGGUCACUGGGGAUCAUGGCGAUUGAGAUGAUCGAGGGAGAGCCACCUUAUUUGAAAGAGACACCACUUAGAGCGCUUUAUCUAAUUGCUGCCAUUGGCAAACCCUCGAUACCUCGGUGGAACUCACUGAGUGCUACCUUUCAAAAUUUUUUGGAACGCUGUCUCGCGGUGGAGGUCGACGAGCGUGCCACUGCCGAUGAACUCCUGGCGCAUCCCUUCUUGGAUAAUUGCGCCGAAUUGUCGAGCCUCAGGAAACUCAUCGAGGUUGCACAGACGCGGUUGCAAAAAGUAUUCUAGAUUUUUUUAUUUCACGUUUCAAAAACUCAUUCCAUAUCUCGUCGUCAUGUUUAGUUCAUUUGCAUAAAUAUUUUUAAUUUGAUGUUUUGGUGAAUCAUGUGUGGACGGAUACUGUGAGUCAAUGGUGGGCUCGAUAUGUGGGCAAUUAUAAAAUAUUGAAACAAUAUUGUAGACAUUCAGUAAGUCUUGUACUUAUCAAGAUGAUUUUUAUGGAGAUUUUUACACGAGCAGAUUCUUCUCAUCUGCGAUUCAAAGUCUCCAGAUAUUCCCGGGGUACGUGGCAAUUUUUUUAUUCUAGAAGGCCUAAUUUUUACUCGACACAGAUGGAUAGGGACAAGUGGGGUAAAAUGGACACUCGACUUUUCGUGAAUCCUCAACGAAAUGGGAUAAUUUUUUUAUCUAUGAAAAUACUGCGCUUUCCCAUUUAAUAACUGUUUUUAUGAACAAAAUGUCAAGUGCCCAUUACGCCCCACCCCCUGUUCUCCCCCACGAGAUUAAGGCUUCCUUCAAAAUUGAGGAGUUGUUUCUGUAUUAAUCAGAGUAUUAAUUGUGAUGAAAGGACCAAACGCAACAUAUCUGCUGUAUUUUUUAUAUCAACUACAAGUGAACAUUUUCGAGAGGAUUUUUUUUUAUCGAAAGAGUAAGAAAGCAUCACUCGUUACGAAUGAAAAAAAUGUACCCAUUUUAUACGAAAUGUAUUCUGUUGUGAACCCUCGUGCCUAGAGCAUCAUUAUAUUGCUCAACGUUUAAUAUGAUUAUGUAUGUAACUACUUAAAAAUUGUAUGUAUAUAUGUAUGAGACAAUUUAUAUUGAAUUAUAUCGAAAUUUUACUGAUAUAA
Messenger RNA from Diachasma alloeum, 2896 nucleotides. RefSeq names its product serine/threonine-protein kinase PAK 3 (gene Pak3). The record is from RefSeq and is a predicted model, not a curated record. Gene Ontology annotation, biological process: protein phosphorylation; intracellular signal transduction; regulation of axonogenesis. NCBI's taxonomy places the organism in Eukaryota, Metazoa, Arthropoda, Insecta, Hymenoptera, Braconidae. The coding region runs from base 537 to 2057 and encodes 506 amino acids. Gene Ontology annotation, cellular component: cytoplasm. The transcript has a single exon. Gene Ontology annotation, molecular function: ATP binding; protein serine/threonine kinase activity.